CUGUCCCAUUGCAAGACACCGGUAUCCAAAAACCAAUUUACAAAGCCAUGGCGUCUACCUACCUGCUACCAUAUCCUCUCCCAUUGACUCCGCCUCCAGCGUUCGCAUCCCGCUGCCGCGUCCCGAUGGCCUCCGCCGCCCCCCUCGGGGUCACGGUGUCCACAUCGGAGAGUGUUGGUCAGAAUGAUUUGCUGAUUGUUGGGCCAGGUGUGCUUGGUCGAAUCGUAGCUGAGAAAUGGCAACAGGAGCAUCCAGGUUGCAAAAUUUUUGGCCAGACUGCAACCACAGAUCAUCACAGUGAACUAACUAAAAUUGGGAUAAUUCCCUCCCUAAAGGGAUCCAGAGUUGGUCAGAAAGUCCCAUACGUUAUUUUCUGUGCUCCUCCAUAUCGUACGGAUGAUUACCCUGGAGAUCUUAGAGUUGCAGCAUCAAACUGGAGUGGGGAAGGUUCUUUCCUUUUUACAUCAAGUACUGCUGUGUAUGACUGCAAUGACAAUGGAUUAUGCAGCGAGGAUUCUCCUUGCGUGCCAAUUGGUAGGAGCCCUCGUACUGAUGUCCUUCUGAACGCAGAAAAUGUUGUCCUUGAGGCAGGAGGCUGCGUCGUCCGGCUAGGAGGACUUUAUAAAAUGGAUCAAGGUCCUCAUGUUUUCUGGCUGUCCAAAGGAACUGUAGAUGCACGACCAGAUCUCAUAAUCAAUCUGAUCCAUUAUGAAGAUGCUGCUUCUCUUGGGAUUACCAUCAUGAAGAGGAGACUUCGUGGUCGUGUCUUUUUGGGCUGUGACAGCCAGCCUCUGUCCAGGCAACAAAUAAUGGACCGUGUCAACAGGAGUGGGAAGUUUGACGGCAAGUUUGAGGGCUUCACAGGGACGGAUGGUCCAUUAGGGAAGAGGAUGGAUAAUUCCAAAACUCGAGCUGAGAUCGGGUGGCAGCCCAAAUAUUCUAGCUUCACAGAGUUCCUUGGUCUCAGCAAUUGACAUCUUGCCAACUGCUACAUACCUCUGAUUCCAGAUAUAUAAAUCAAUACAGCCGAUCUGAUAGAGGAUACAACCUAAGUAUGAAUUUCUUCGACAGUUGUCUUAUGUUCCUUUCGCCUUCUUAUGUUAUGCUAAUGUAAGAACCGGAUUUUAUAUAGUAUAAUAUAAGAUGGUGCAUUUUGGAGCUCUA
Lolium rigidum is the source of this 1164-nucleotide messenger RNA. RefSeq lists its product as uncharacterized. NCBI's taxonomy places the organism in Eukaryota, Viridiplantae, Streptophyta, Magnoliopsida, Poales, Poaceae. The record is from RefSeq and is a predicted model, not a curated record. The transcript has 9 exons. The coding region runs from base 48 to 974 and encodes 308 amino acids.